AUGACAUCCCUACUGAAAAACCAAAUCCUGAAGCAUUUGUCUAGGUUCACCAAAAACCUAUCCCCUGACAAGAUCAGCUUGAGUGCUCUACGAGGGGAGGGAGAAUUAGCCAAUCUGGAACUUGAUGAGACGGUGCUGAUGGACAUCUUGGAACUUCCUACAUGGCUGAGACUAUCAAAGGCCAUAUGCAACAGAGUAGGAAUAAAGAUUCAAUGGACAAAAUUAAAAACUCAACCUAUCUGCUUGUACCUGGAUGAAGUCGUUCUGGAAGUAGAAACUUGUGAGAACCCACGGCCUCCAAAUAACCCGCAGGUGGCAAGCUUAAGGCCUGGCAAAUAUGGUUUUGUGGAACGAGUAAUUGAUGGCAUUUAUGUACACAUAAAUUCUGUUCAGGUGUUCUUCCUCUCGAAAACAUUCCAGGCAUGCUUGCAGAUGUCCCGAGUAAAAGUUCACAGUGUAUCCCCAACGUGGCAUGCAACCACUGAUCUUCGGCUGACUCGUAUCAAGGAUGUUUCUCGGGGCGAAGUUCUUAUUUUUAAAGAGGUAGACUGGCAGGCAACCCGAAUUGAGGCACAGGCUGUUGACCCACAUGCGAAAGGUGUCAUCACCCAGACUCCAAUUCGACUCAUUGCGAAUCAGGCUAAGUUGCGGAUUGCUGUCAAAAAGAACAUAAAUGAUUGCAGCAUUGUGUCAUCACGUGUCAUCUUGUUGCUAGAUGAUCUCCUGUGGGUGCUUACAGAGACACAACUGAAAGCUGCCUUGCUCUAUGCCACGUCUCUGCAGGAAGUCAUCGAGAAAUCCACACAUCAGAGCAAACAACUUGCAGCAGAGAAGUUAAAGAAACAAGGUCACAUUGUAUCGGAUCAACUGAAAAGACUACAACAGAUGAAACAAAACAAGGCAAUACCGACAUCCAAAGUGUCUCGGGUGUUUACCAAAUUUGAUGUUUUAUCCACAUCUUACCAUCUCAUCACCAGUCGUAUCGACUUGCACCUUUGUGAUGACAUGCAACCUCGGAAAGAUUCUAGUCCUACUCACAAUUCCCGUAUUGAAGGAGGUGCCAUGCAGAUCACGCUGAAUAAACUCUCAUUGGACUUUUAUCCUUUCAACCCUGCAGGUGGUGAACGAAAACAGUGGUACAGAUACAGUGACCAGGUAGGUUCCCGUAACCACUGGGUUGGUCAGUUGUUUGCUGGUCACAAGGAAGAAGUGCGCAGGGCAAAGGUAGCCUAUGGUUUGCUCUCUCCAUCACAAUCACCCACUCAUAUUUCAGAACAAGCAGCCAAUUCAUCAUCAUCAUCAACUUGCUCAUCAUCAUCUUUAUCAUCAACAUCAGGGGCCACUAGUAAAUUACAGACAUCCCCAACAGUAUCAAAUAUAGGUGACAAAAGUCCUGGGUUUAACUCCAGUUCAACAAUGCCCUCCCAGGGACGACCACCCACCUCUGGGAGUGGAUCCAGCAGCGGCGCGGGUGGCCGAACCACAUCACGUCUCUUGGAAAGUUGUAUAGUGCUGGAAAUUGAGGAAUUUACAAUUUACUGCAUCUCCACUGCGGAUCAGAAGAGAAACAAUCCACACAAGUUCUUUUCCUCCGAGAAGAAGGUAUUGCAUUUGCCUCAUGAUAUGCCAAUUAUUCACUUGGAGUACACGGAAUACUACUUCCCAGAGGGAAUCGACUUUCCAGUACCCCAUGCUAAUCUGUAUGCCCUGGUGAACCCUGUACAGCUGCGAAUUGACUACCUCACACUUCUUUGGGUCAACUAUUUCUUGUUACAAUUAUCCAAAAAUUUGAAAGAAGGUGCUGAUGGCCCCAGAGAACAUGUGGACAUCAAAUUUGAAGCUUUAAUGCCAAAGAUACUCAUCCAUGCUGAGAGUGGCUCACAUCAUCACUCAUCAGAGCGUCCAGAUACAUUACUGAUCCAGAUGUCAAAGAUUUCAGCCACCAACAAUCGAGCUGAACCUCAUGCAUCCAGGGACAAGUUACUCUCUGUUCUGAAUGAGCAGAGUAAAAGCCAUUUGUACAAGUCAUCAGAAUUCCCGAUGGAUGACAAUGUGAAAGCUGUGUGUCCCCAGCAGGUGUGUGCCCAUGCAUUGAGCAAGGACUCUAUUGAUGCAUACAUUGAUCCGGAAAUCAAGAGGAUCCUGACUAACUACAAGUCCCAUUUGCCACAGACUGACUACAUUCCAGCUUUUCCCAUCGGGUCCAGUGGAGAGAGGCUGAAGCUGAGGACAAACAGCCUCAAACUGGAUUCUGCCUACGAUGUGUGGAACAUGGAUAUUGACCAAAUCUGGAUGGAUUUUACCACUCGCAGAUCUCGCCCAGUUCCAUUUGUAGAGUCUUUUCCAGUGACGCUAUGGUUUUGGCGGACACUUCCAUCAUGCAGAAACAAAGCAAGUACAGGAACCCAAAAAGAUGUCAUUAAGAAUGGUGAUGUCACCAGAGAGAGAUCAUCUUCACAAGAAAGCAGCAGCUCCGAUCAUGGUAAAAAAAUUGAUGAUGACUUUUCCCUUUCAUCACCGCAUUCAUCCACAUUAUCUUCCAAGUUGCAUGAUCGGAGUGAAUCUCCCCCAGUUGUGGACUCCCACUCUAGAUCAUCAAGUUGUGAUAGGGGCCCGUCAUCAAGUGGCCCUACACAAUCGUCUGCACCUCGCUGUGUUCUCAGUGGCAAACGAGACCAUAUGGACAUUUAUGCAGUUGCCUGUGUACGGACUAAAGUGCAGGUUUUGUUGACACACUAUCAGUACCUGUUUAUUCUGAGGCUUUUGGAAUCCCUGUCAACUUUUCAAAAGCAGCUGAGUGCAGAUACAGAGUAUUUCUCUGGAAAUUCGAUCUCUUCGACUGUGUCUCUGACAUCGAUUGUGCAUGAUGUGGAAGUAGCUAUGGUCUUUCAGAAACCUUCAGACUCAAACAAUCACAGUGGAAAUGUAACAGGGGGACUUAGUGGGACAAUCAAGGGAAGCAUUGCAGAAUUGCCUACAAUAGACAAAGAUUCGGCUAUGGAAGGUUGGAACAAUGCUGAAAGUGACAAUUAUGAUGACUCUGUUGGUUUGAUUUCAAAGUCCUACAGUGAUUCUCGGCUGAAUUUGUCCAAACAGGAAAUCAUGAAUGGAGAGCUUCAAAUUCAGUCAGCCCAAAUGGAAACCAUUCACACCUCUGACCUUUCUCUGGAAAGUAAUAAUCAAAUGGGUGUGACCCUCAACUGCACCGAUAUUUCCUCAUCCACCCAGUCUCUGAGCCACAGUAUUGCAUACAGUGCUGCUUCGGAUACUGUCUAUUCAACAAGUUCUGGUGUCAGCUCUGAUACAAAAUCAGUUGGAGGCUACCUUGGCCUGAGAAAAGGUAGUAUUAAAAUGGAAAAGAAAAAAACACUCUCUUCUGCUUGGUCCAACUUCACUGACAAACUAAGGUCAAUGGGAGAACUGAAUGAUGAUUCCCUUUUUGGCUCUGAAGACUCAGAACCUGGCCAAACUGAUUAUUCUUCUGAUGAUGAAUCAUUUGAACAUCUCUCAUUAGAAGAUGCUGAAGAAACACCUGCAUUUGAACGCAAACGCAAUCUGGAUCCACAGGGAUCAUUUGAUAGCAUGAGUCAUGAUAGCAGCUCAGAGACUUUAUCCACAGCCCGCGAGAAAUUGCAGAUUCAUGUCACUGUCUUUCAUCUGAGCGAGUUGGAGGUGCUUGCCCAAAGUUUUGGAGUUGGUUCUGUAUUGCGUGCACAACUCAACAACAUUGAUGUCAUUGAAUUAUCAGGAUUCACAUGGGAGGGCUUCCAUCGCAAGUUUACAUCAUCACAAGGUAUCCAGUAUGAAUCAGUAUCAAUGUCUGACAAGCCGUUUCCUGUCAAACUGAAGUACAUGAUUGGAUCUGGUUUGCCUGCAUUGAAAUAUGAUGUCAUAGCCCAGGAGCGAGGUUUCCUGCAUGUCAACCUGGCCGACAUGAGGUUGACAUUCCAAAUGUCAACUCUGAUCAACCUGGCCGAUCUGUUGGAAGAUGAAUUGCCACCUGUUUUCAUGCCACUCUAUAUCAACAUUGAAGACCUGACCCUCACCUUGCAGGAGGAUCGUCCAUCAAGCAGCAGCCCAAUGACUCCUCCUCCAACUGUUUUAUCUUUACAUCAAUCAAUUGUUGAUCGAGGAGCUGAUGGAGUCUUUCAUGUUAGAGGUGCCAAUAAGAUUCCUGUAAAAAUUGGGGCGAAUGAAGAUAAAACAGACAAAGUGGAAGAGAAAACUCCUGCUGCUUCUCACUCUGCUGCAAUUUCAAACAGCAAUCGUAUUAUUGAACAAUUAUGGAGGCGAAAUAUAGAACUUGAGAAGAACAUGGAAGAAACGAAGAAUGAAGCCUCACAAAAGUUGGAACAACUCCGGGCCGAGUUGGUUUGUUUGCAGACUGAAAACGAACAACUUAAGCAUGUGUCGGAAAAAUAUUUCUCUCUGUCUGAUCGUGUGGAACAUGUUGAGUCAAUCGAACGUGAGAAUCUUAAGUUACUUGAGAGGAUUUCAUAUUUGGAAGAAGAGGUGCAAACUUCAAAUAAAGAGAAAGACUCGUUGCUGGCUACAAUGCAUUUAUUACAAGAGGAGUUGUUAGUUUCCGAACAACAACGGUCAGUAAUCCAGCAACAAAUGCCAAGCCCCAAUCAAUAG
Molecule: messenger RNA, 4638 nt
Organism: Acanthosepion pharaonis
Lineage: Eukaryota; Metazoa; Mollusca; Cephalopoda; Sepiida; Sepiidae
Source: the annotation of a GenBank genome assembly